This is a messenger RNA of Fundulus heteroclitus (mummichog), 1237 nucleotides long. It is a transcript of the gene dnajb13, whose product is annotated as DnaJ heat shock protein family (Hsp40) member B13. Gene Ontology annotation, molecular function: protein-folding chaperone binding. Bases 114 to 1061 code for a protein of 315 amino acids. Gene Ontology annotation, cellular component: cytosol. The record is from RefSeq and is a predicted model, not a curated record. NCBI's taxonomy places the organism in Eukaryota, Metazoa, Chordata, Actinopteri, Cyprinodontiformes, Fundulidae. The transcript is spliced from 8 exons.
GGAAACCGAUUUAAACAUCCGCUGGUUGACUUGAUUUUUGUCCGCGCGAGCUGGGUUUUGUUUCGUGUUUAUUUUUUUUUUCUUCCAAAUACCUUUAAGUAUUCGCCUCCACCAUGAGCUGUGAUUACUACGAGACGCUAGAAAUAAACAGAGACGCAACAGACGCAGAUAUCAAAAUGGCAUACCGACGUCUCGCGCUGAAGUUUCACCCGAGCAGCAACCGAGAAGCUGGAAGCUGCGACAGAUUCGUCCAGCUGGGUGAAGCCUACGAUGUUCUCAGUGACCCGAGAAAAAAGGCGACCUAUGAUAAAUUCGGUGAGGAGGGACUCAAGGGUGGUAUCCCUGCCGAGUUUGCCAGCGGGGGAGCUUGGUCGUCCAAAUACAUCUACCACGGCAACCCUGACAAAACCUUCAGACAGUUCUUUGGCGGCGACAACCCAUUCGCAGACUUUUACACGACCGGAUCACUGCUCGAGUACAGCUUCCUGCAGGCAGGAGUGGAGAAGACACACGACUCUCCAAUAGAGCGAGAUCUCCAUUUGUCCCUGGAUGAUCUCUUCCACGGAUGCAUAAAGAAGAUCAAGAUAUCUCGCAGGGUUAUGAACGAGGACGGACACACUUCCAGUAUCAAGGACAAGAUCCUGACUAUAGAAGUCAAGCCUGGGUGGAAGGAAGGCACCAGAAUCAUUUUCUCCAAAGAGGGAGACCAGGGACCGCACUGCAUCCCCGCAGACAUUGUGUUUAUAGUGCGGGAGAAGACUCAUCAUCUGUUCACAAGACAACACAAUGACCUCAUCUACAAGGUCAAGAUCUCUCUGGAGAUGGCACUGACUGGCUUCAAUGUGGAUGUGCAGACACUAGAUGGCAGGCUACUCACCAUUCCUGUCAAUGACAUUGUGCACCCUUCGUACAAAAAAGUGCUGAGUGGAGAGGGGAUGCCACUUCCACAGGACCCUUCCCAGAGAGGGAACCUCAUCAUCGCCUUUGACAUCGAAUUUCCAGAGAAGCUCAGCGCUGAAAGCAAGACUCUGAUCAAGCACGCUCUAAGUUUGAAAUAUUGACAGCAGUUUAAUUAUAUAUGUGUUGCACUCCGAAAAGUAAGGCGUUUAUUUCAUAGGUAUGAGUUGGAAUGUGCCCUGAAAGGUAGCUUAAUGUAAGGAAGCUGUUACAUUUCAGCCAUCAGGUACGCUGCAGUGAUUAUAAUAAAGUUGUGCGGCUGUGAUUCGCUGCCAUCAAA